ACAACUAUGAGGCCGCGCAGGACGUGGAGCUGUCCCUGCAGGUGGGGGACACUGUUCACAUCCUGGAGAUGUACGAAGGCUGGUACCGAGGAUACACACUCCGAAAUAAAUCCAAGAAGGGCAUUUUCCCAGAAACCUACAUCCAUUUAAAAGAGGCCAUCGUGAAGGACCGGGGGCAGCACGAAACAGUGAUUCCCAGCGAGUUGCCACUGGGCCAGGAGCUCACGUCCACGCUGCGGGAGUGGGCAGUGAUCUGGCACAAGCUGUACGUGAACAACAAAACCACGCAGUUCAGGCAUGUCCAACAGCUCACCUACAGCCUGAUAGAGUGGAGAUCCCAAAUCCUCUCCGGGACCUUGCCCAAGGAUGAACUGGCUGAGCUCAAGAAAAAAGUCACUGCCAAGAUUGACUAUGGCAACAGGAUCCUGGGUCUGGACCUGGUAGUCCGAGAUGACAACGGGAACAUCCUGGACCCAGAUGAGACCAGCACAAUCUCCCUCUUCAAGGCCCAUGAAACUGCAUCCAAGAGGAUUGAUGAGAGGAUCCAGGAGGAGAAGUCCCUUCAGCAGAGUUUGGACCUCCGGGGGCAGCCAAUAUUCAACACCACACACACUUACAGCCUCUAUGUGAACUUCAAGAACUUUGUCUGCAACAUUGGGGAAGAUGCAGAGCUGCUGAUGAGCCUCUAUGACCCUGACCUCUCCAAAUUCAUCAGUGAAAAUUACCUGGUCCGUUGGGGCAGCAAUGGGAUGCCAAAAGAAAUUGAGAAACUGAACAACCUCCAAGCAGUGUUUACUGACUUGAGCAGUUCUGACCUGAUCCGGCCUCGGAUCAGCCUGGUGUGCCAGGUCGUGCGCGUGGGACGCAUGGAACUGAAGGAUGGCAAGAAGCACACGUGCGGGCUCCGCAGGCCUUUUGGCGUGGCAGUGAUGGACAUCACUGACAUCAUCCACGGGAAGGUGGACGACGAGGAGAAGCAGCAUUUUAUCCCCUUCCAGCAGAUUGCCAUGGAGACCUACAUCAGGCAGCGCCAGCUCAUCAUGUCCCCCCUGAUCACCUCCCAUGGCAUUGGCGAGAACGAGCCCCUCACCUCUGUCUUCAACAAAGUCAUCGCCGCCAAGGAGGUCAACCACAAAGGCCAAGGUCUAUGGGUCUCCCUGAAGCUGCUCCCUGGGGAUCUGGCUCAGGUUCAGAAGGAUUUUUCCCACCUUGUAGACAGAUCCACUGCAGUGGCUCGAAAAAUGGGGUUCCCUGAGAUCAUCCUUCCUGGUGACGUCCGGAAUGACAUCUACGUCACCCUGAUCCAGGGUGAGUUUGACAAAGGCAAGAAGAAAACCCCCAAGAACGUUGAGGUCACCAUGUCCGUGCACGACGAGGAUGGCAACCUGCAGGAGAAAGCCAUCCACCCCGGGGCUGGCUACGAGGGAGUCUCGGAGUACAAGUCUGUGGUUUAUUACCAGGUCAAGCAGCCCUGCUGGUACGAGACUGUCAAGGUAGCCAUUGCCAUAGAAGAAGUCAGUCGCUGCCACCUGAGGUUCACGUUCCGUCACCGCUCGUCCCAGGAGUCCAGGGAUAGGUCUGAGAGAGCUUUUGGCAUGGGCUUUGUGAAGCUGAUGAAUGCAGAUGGAACGACGCUGCAGGAUGGCAAACACAGUUUGAUCAUUUACAAGGGUGACAACAAGAAAAUGGAAGAUGCCAGGAGUUAUUUGACCCUUCCUUGCACCAAAACAGAGAUGGAGGAGAAGGAGCCUCCCUCAGGAAAAAACCUGUACCCUCUGGCCAACUUCACUCCCACCAAGGAUAGCACCAAGGACAGCUUCCAGAUCGCCACCAUCAUCUGCUCCACCAAACUCACCCAGAAUGUUGACCUGCUGGGUUUGCUGAACUGGCGCUCCAACUCCCACAACAUCGCCCACAACCUCAGGAAGCUCAUGGAGGUGGAAGGAGGAGAAAUCGUGAAGUUUUUGCCAGACACCCUCGAUGCACUUUUCAACAUCAUGAUGGAAAUGUCAGAAAAUGAAACCUAUGAUUUCCUGGUGUUUGAUGCCCUGGUAUUUAUUAUUUCUCUGAUUGGAGACAUCAAGUUCCAGCAUUUCAACACCGUGCUUGAGACUUAUAUUUACAAACACUUCAGUGCAACCCUGGCCUAUGUGAAACUCACCAAAGUCCUGAACUGCUACGUGGGGAAUGCUGAGGACUCCAGCAAGACAGAGCUGCUCUUUGCAGCCCUGAAAGCCCUGAAAUACCUGUUUAGAUUCAUCGUACAGUCGCGGGUAUUGUACCUGAGUGUUUAUGGGAAAAGUGAGGAUGGGAAUGAAUUCAAUGAUGCAAUUCGCCAGCUGUUCCUCUCCUUCAACAUCCUCAUGGAUCGGCCCCUGGAGGAGGCUGUCAAGAUCAAGGGGGCAGCUUUGAAGUAUUUGCCAAGCAUCAUCAAUGAUGUCAAACUGGUAUUUGACCCCGUUGAGCUCAGUGUCCUCUUCAGCAAGUUCAUCCAGAGCAUCCCUGACAACCAGCUGGUCCGGCAGAAGCUGAACUGCCUGACCAAGAUCGUGGAGAGUGACCUGUUCAAGCAGGCUGAGUGCAGAGAUGCCCUCCUGCCCCUGCUCAUAGAUCAACUCAGUGGGCAGCUGGAUGACAACUCCAGCAAGCCUGACCACGAGGCCAGCUCCCAGCUCCUGAGCAAUGUCCUGGAGGUCCUGGACCGCAAAGAUGUGGGUACCACUGCUCUGCACACCCAGCUGAUGAUGGAGCGGCUGCUGCGCCGGGUCAACCGCACGGUGAUCGGGAUGAGCCGCCAGUCCCCGCACAUCGGGAUUUUCGUGGCCUGCAUGACAGCCAUCCUGAGGCAGAUGGAUGAUUUCCAUUACAGCCAUUACAUCAACACUUUCAAAACCAGGCAGGACAUCAUCGACUUCCUGAUGGAAACGUUCAUUAUGUUCAAGGACCUGAUUGGGAAGAACGUAUACGCAGCUGACUGGAUGGUCAUGAACAUGAUGCAGAGCAGGGUUUUCCUGCGGGCAGUGAACCAAUUCACCACUGUCCUCAACCGCUUCUUCCUGGAUCAAGCUCAUUUUGAGCUCCAGCUCUGGAAUAACUAUUUCCACCUGGCAGUGGCCUUCCUCACUCACGAGUCCCUCCAGCUGGAGACCUUCUCUCAGGCCAAACGCAACAAAAUCAUCAAGAAGUAUGGGGACAUGAGGAAAGAAAUUGGCUUCAAAAUCAGGGAUACGUGGUAUAACCUGGGUCCUCACAAAAUAAAAUUCAUCCCAGCAAUGGUGGGGCCAAUCCUGGAGGUGACCCUGGUCCCAGAGCCUGAGCUGAGGAAAGCGACUAUUCCCAUUUUUUUUGACAUGAUGCAGUGUGAGUUCAACUUCAGUGGGAACGGGAACUUCCACAAGUUUGAAAACGAGCUGAUCACCAAGCUGGACCAGGAGGUGGAGGGGGGCCGAGGGGAUGAGCAGUACAAGGUCCUGCUGGAGAAACUGCUCCUGGAGCACUGCAGGAAGCACAAGUACCUGUCAGCCCCGGGAGAGGUGUUUGCCCUGCUGGUCAGCAGCCUCCUGGAGAACCUGCUGGACUACCGGACCAUCAUGCAUGACGAGAGCAAGGAGAACCGCAUGAGCUGCACUGUCAACGUGCUGAAUUUUUACAAGGAGAAGAAGCGAGAGGACAUUUACAUCAGGUAUCUGUACAAACUCAGGGACCUGCACUCAGACUGUGAGAACUUCACCGAGGCUGCCUACACCCUGCUCCUGCACGCUGAGCUGCUCCAGUGGUCAGAGAAGCCCUGUGUCCCCCACUUGCUGCAGAGGGACACCUACUAUGUGUACUCCCAGCAGGAGCUCAAGGAGAAACUCUACCAGGAGAUCAUCUCCUUCUUCGACAGGGGCAAGAUGUGGGAAAAAGCCAUUCAGCUGAGCAAGGAGUUGGCUGACAUGUAUGAAAACAAGGUCUUUGACUACGAGGGACUUGGUAAUCUCCUGAAAAAAAGAGCUACUUUUUAUGAGAAUAUCAUGAAGGCCAUGAGACCUCAGCCCGAGUACUUUGCUGUGGGAUACUAUGGACAGGGUUUUCCCUCUUUCCUGCGGAACAAGAUGUUCAUCUACCGUGGCAAGGAGUAUGAGCGGAGAGAGGAUUUUAACCUGAAGCUGCUGACCCAGUUCCCCAGUGCUGAGAAGAUGACCAGCACAGCCCCUCCAGCAGAGGAGAUCAAGGCUUCCCCCAAACAGUAUGUGCAGUGCUUCAUUGUAAAGCCUGUGAUGAACCUGCCACCUCAUUACAAAGACAAACCUGUUCCUGAACAGAUCUUAAACUACUACAGAGCCAACGAGGUGCAGCAAUUCACCCACUCCAGACCCAUCAGGAAAGGAGAGAAGGAUCCAGACAAUGAGUUUGCUAACAUGUGGAUAGAAAGGACAACCUACACGACAGCUUAUUCCUUUCCGGGCAUCCUCAAGUGGUUUGAGGUCAAACAGGUCACGACGGAGGAGAUCAGCCCCCUCGAGAAUGCCAUCGAAACCAUGGAGUUCACCAACGAGAAGAUCACUAACAUUGUCCAGCAGCACACGUGGGACCGGAGCCUGCCCGUGCACCCCCUGUCCAUGCUGCUCAACGGCAUCGUGGACCCUGCCGUCAUGGGCGGCUACACCAACUAUGAAAAGGCGUUCUUCACAGAGAAAUAUCUCCAAGAACAUCCUGAAGAUCAAGACAAGAUCGAGCUGCUCAAGCAGCAGAUUGCUAUACAGAUGCCUCUCCUGGCAGAGGGGAUCCGGAUCCAUGGGGAAAAGCUGACGGAGCAGCUGAGGCCCCUGCACGAGAGGCUCACAGCCUGCUUCAGGGAGCUCAGGAGGAAGGUGGAGACGCAGUACGGGGUCAUAAGUCUGGCCCCAGCGCUGACCGAGAGGAAGCCGAGCAGGUCGGGCUCGCUGGUGCUGCCCUACAUCAUGUCCUCCACCCUCAGGAGGCUCUCGGUCACCUCCGUGGCCUCAUCUGUGGCCUCCACCUCGUCCACCUCAUCCGACAGUGCUUCCUCCAGGCCGGGCUCGGACGGAUCUACCCUGGAGCCUCUCUUGGAGAGGAGAAUAUCCACAUCUUCCAGAGCUGAGGAGCUGCCCGUGAAAGACGAUGGUGACAACAGGAUUAGCAAACUCAAGAGGAAGGAGUGGAGCAUUAGCAAGUCUCAGGUUAUUGUGGAGAAGGAGCCAGAAACAGAACUGACUUCCAAAAUUCAGGGCCCGGCGGGGAAGGUGCAGAGACCCAAGAGCCUGCAGCUGGGGGACACCAGGCUGAGCCUGCUGCAGGGCUCCUCACUGCAGCCAGCCACCUGCAGCCCUCCCCCCAUCACCCCCAAAACCCCCCGGACCCACAGCUUCCCCUCCUUGCAGGCUGAUGGGUUGGCCACGCCACCCCCCCCUCCACCCAAAAGCAAACCCUACGAGAGCAGCACCCCCAGGAACUCGGUGGAGGUUGCUCCGCCACUGCCCAGCAGACGCGAGGCCAAACCUCCCCCUCCACCCCCAAAAACCAGGAAAUCCAGCGUGGUGUCCUCGGAGCAGGGGCUGCAGUGAGGAUUUGGGGUCACAGCAACGCCCAGCAUGCAGCGGUUGCUUCAUUUCCAGCCAGCCUGCUGAUCUCCCCUGCCAUUCCACCUGGAGUUUUCCUGGGAAAUGCCACCAAAGACAUGUUGUUGGGACUGGAUUCCCUCCCCUCUGUUUGCCUGUGCAGUGCUGACACACUAAUCCAGAUGUCUUCCUGCUGGAAUUCUCUCUCCUGGUCUUGUUUGUCAUGAGUUUCUGCAAUCCCAGCAGCUCCUUCCCAGUGUAACUGGGAAUCCUGGGGGAGAUCUCACUGGUGGUUUCCUGGGAGUUUCCUGACUAGGUCAGGGUCUCUGCUCAGCUUGUGCUUGGUUUGAUCUCAUUUUGUGCUUUUUAACGUGGAAAAAAAUCGCUCCUGGGAAUGUUUGAGGUGACAGAAGUUGCACUUUUGCCAGGGCUGGACGGGUGGCACCUGCACUGAUACCAGGACUGGUACAAGACCCAUAAACAGCUUGUGGCCUGUUUGUUAUUUAUCAUCGAACUUGAUGAAGAUUUUGUUUUGUCUUGGAGGAAAUAAGUUUAUUAAUUCUGUCAUUUUGUUUCUGAUUAUCUUGUAGGAGUUGGGAAGAGCCACUAAAACCCUGCUGAGGGUGUUGCUCACAGCAGGAACGGCAAUUACUGUUGGGCGGGGGGUUCCCAGGCCAUUAUUGUGCUCCCCUGACUGAAAUGGGUUUCUGACCUUACUGAAAAACCAAAGUUUGUUAAACCAAAUGAAAAGUUCCCUCAGCAAAGGAAAACCAAACCCAACAAAACCCAGCCCGACAAAAACCACCCCCAGGAGGGUUUUGUUCAGACUGAAGUUAUCAUUUCCUUUUGUUCUUCCCAAUUCUUUUGAUGUCAGUGUGACUGCAGGAGCUGCUGUGCUGCUGCCCAGCUCUGUAAGCAGAUUGUCCUCAUCCCAGAGUCAUCCCAGCUUCCCAAACCUCCGGCUUGGAGCUCCUCUGGAGGUGGCACUGCAGUCACAUCCCAUCCAUCCCCAGCCUCACUGCUGCCUGCACUUCCAGCUAUCUCCGGCCUGCUGCUUCUCAGGGGAAAUCUUGGGAGUCUUCCUGGACACCCUGGCCAGGUUUUCCCCCUCUCUGGGGCUUUGCAGGACAUGUCAGCUCCUUGUUGUGUUUUUGGGCACAGACACUGCUUGACUUGAAAGCCACUGGGUUUUCUUGUCUUGGCGUUUUCUGCCCACCCUCCCUAGUGCUGUCACCGCGGCCUCCUGAGCCCGGCAUCCUCUGACAUCCAACUACAACUUCUUGUCUGGGCUGAGAACUUCGGGCAGAACAACAGGAUGUAGUCUGAGCUGUCUGAAGCACAUCUCAACAGCACCGAUUGUUAAUUCAGAAUAUUGUUAAUUCAGUGCUUUUCCCCACUCUGAAUCUGCCGCCGGUGCUCGGUGCUUUCAGGGGAGGUUGGGUUUAACUCCCUGCGUGAAUCAGCAGGAGCACAGGAGGAGUCCCAGGAAUGGUUUCCCUGGUGUGGGCAAACAGACUGAGCUGUCAGGUUUGGGUGUUUCGGAUCUGAGUCACUUUGGAGUCCUCUUUCCCAGCCUUUUGCUUCGGCUUUAACAACCUUAACACUUGGAGGUACCUUGUGCAUCCAGGUUUUUUCCUGGAGAAAGGGACCACUCCAUGCACAAAACACUGACAGGAGGAACUUUGACCCUGGGAAGAAUUUUUCAGCUGAUCUUUAACCAGCUUUUUACUCUUUUACUCGGCAGGUUUGGCUCUGGCUGCGUUUUUUGCAGAUUCCAAACAGAAUUCUUGGCACCUCUGUGGUUGAUUCUCCUUCCAUGGACCAAAUCCUCUGGUGGACCAGGGUGAGCUUUUCCAAAGACUACAGCAGGGAGGAAAAAUAACCAAAUAAUGUGAUUUUAUGGCUGUUCAAAAGCACGAGGUUCACCUGAUUCUUCUCUCUGAACAUUAAUUCAAGCACCUUUAGCACAGUUUGGGCACUCCAGCAGUUACUCAAAGGAGGUUCACACCUUAACCUGUUUUUCAGGUCCACGUGGUGCUGGUUUGUAUUUUUAGGCAGAGGUGGAAGCACCUCAAUUAAUCAAAUGUAUAUUUGAUCAAUUUUUCUCACUGUGGUAUUACACAGAUUUAAUCACUCAAAACCCUGAGCCUUGUUUGUGGUGAAUUCAGGAGGAUUUAGGUGUUGUGGGAGGCGUUUUUGUGUGUUCUGGGAUAUCCUAGGUUGGUGGUUUCAUUGCAGACUCACUUUUGCAGACUGCAAAUAUGGUGUUUGGGGUUUUUUUCCAGUCCUUUGCAACUUAAUCGGUAAAAAAUACAGUUUUAAGGUGGCUCUGGGGAGAGCAGGAGCUUUGGGAAGGGACUGCAGCUCUCUGGGUAAAUGCCACAUGAUUCACUAAAUCUGUAAAGCAAGG
This is a messenger RNA of Pseudopodoces humilis (Tibetan ground-tit), 7971 nucleotides long. Lineage: Eukaryota; Metazoa; Chordata; Aves; Passeriformes; Paridae. The record is from RefSeq and is a predicted model, not a curated record.